Myotis myotis is the source of this 870-nucleotide messenger RNA. It is a transcript of the gene TNNI2, whose product is annotated as troponin I2, fast skeletal type. Lineage: Eukaryota; Metazoa; Chordata; Mammalia; Chiroptera; Vespertilionidae. The transcript is spliced from 9 exons. Gene Ontology annotation, biological process: muscle contraction. The record is from RefSeq and is a predicted model, not a curated record. Gene Ontology annotation, cellular component: troponin complex. Bases 192 to 740 code for a protein of 182 amino acids.
GUGCCCCCAUUGGUCUGAGGAGGGCUCCAUGUCCUUUCUGAGCAGGGGCCCAGCCUGGGGGAGGACAUUUAUACCCCUCCCGGGCCCACCAGCCCAGGCGACACUGCCAGCCGACCUCGCUCCCCACGCAGCCCGACGCUAGGGAAUUCCAAGACGACUCCCCCAGGAGGCUCUAAGCCCAGGACUUCAAGAUGGGGGAUGAUGAGAAGCGCAACAGGGCCAUGACGGCCCGCAGACAGCACCUCAAGAGCGUCAUGCUGCAGAUCGCGGCCACGGAGCUGGAGAAGGAGGAGAGCCGCAAGGAGACAGAGAAGCAGAACUACCUGUCGGAGCACUGCCCCCCGCUGCACAUGCCCAGCUCCAUGGCCGAGCUGCAGGAGCUCUGCAAGCAGCUGCACGCCAAGGUGGAUGCGGCCGAGGAGGAGAAGUAUGACAUGGAGGUGAAGGUGCAGAAGAGCAGCAAGGAGCUGGAGGACAUGAACCAGAAGCUCUUCGACCUCAGAGGCAAGUUCAAGAGGCCGCCGCUGAGGAGGGUGCGCAUGUCGGCCGACGCCAUGCUGAAGGCGCUGCUGGGCUCCAAGCACAAGGUGUGCAUGGACCUGCGGGCCAACCUGAAGCAGGUCAAGAAGGAGGACACGGAGAAGGAGCGGGACCUGCGCGACGUCGGGGACUGGAGGAAGAACAUCGAGGAGAAGUCCGGCAUGGAGGGCCGGAAGAAGAUGUUCGAGUCCGAGUCCUAGGCUCCCCGCUGCACCCCGCCUCGCACUGGCGGGCGCCCCGGCUCCGGGCAGAGCGGCAGAGGAUGGGCCCACGGAGCCGCUGGGAGGGCGGGCCCAUCGCAGCUGUCAAUAAAGGCCUCCAACCCUGUGA